Molecule: messenger RNA, 450 nt
Organism: Aspergillus piperis CBS 112811
Lineage: Eukaryota; Fungi; Ascomycota; Eurotiomycetes; Eurotiales; Aspergillaceae
Exons: 1
Coding region: 151-378 (75 amino acids)
Source: RefSeq, a predicted model, not a curated record
GCUAGAUUCCUUUAUUAUAAGGCCUGGUGCCUGUUAAUGCCAAAGUUGAUGACCACAAUGUUCUUCUAUGAUUACCUAUUUCUUUAAGUCAAGUUGAAAUUAGCCAUGACGAUACAAUCUUGAAGAUAUAUCACAUAACCGGUGGUUCAUAUGUCCUGCCAAGUUUCAUGUCGUUUCUUCCCACUAAGGUCAAUAAUCCUACCAUCCCAAACAUAUCAGUACUUCAUCGAUGCAACCGUAGAGGGGACAAAGAGGGUUUCCGUAACUCAUCCGAUCAGUCAAAGCGAUACUGCGGGGGAUGCAGCGCAGUGGGUCAACAUCCAAACCACAGGCCCACCACCACCACCGAUCGCUACCUUGGAGGAAUCAAAGCUAUAACUACUUACUUCGUGACCAAUUCGAAAAAAUCGAAUGACCAUUCCAUUAAUAAAAGCAUUCGCUGUUGGCGCA